CUAUAUCUCUCUCUCCUUCAAUUUCUCUCUCACUGCACACACAUGAAUUUCUCAUAUAUUGCUUGAUCAUCUUCCUAGUUCCAAACAAUAUGAGCAAUAUAAGCAUGGUGGAGGCGAAGUUGCCCCCAGGUUUCAGGUUCCAUCCCAGAGAUGAAGAACUUGUGUGCGAUUACUUGAUGAAGAAAGUCACACACUGUGAUAAUUCCGAUUCCACUCUCAUGAUCGACGUUGACCUUAACAAGUGUGAGCCUUGGGAAAUUCCAGAAGGGGCGUAUGUGGGAGGGAAGGAGUGGUAUUUCUACACGCAGAGAGACAGAAAGUAUGCGACGGGGCAGAGAACAAAUAGAGCGACGGCGUCAGGGUAUUGGAAGGCCACAGGGAAGGACAGAACUGUGGUGAGGAAAGGCAAAGUGGUUGGCAUGAGAAAGACUUUGGUGUUCUAUGAAGGAAGGGCUCCCAAAGGCAAAAAGACUGACUGGGUCAUGCAUGAGUUUCGCCUUCAGCCUCCUCCUCCUCCUCCUCCUCUCUCUCACUCUUUCCCUAAGGAAGACUGGGUGCUGUGUAAAGUAUUCGACAAGAACAGAGAAGAAGAAAAUGGAAAAGCUGGCAUGGGAAGCUGCUAUGACGACGCUGGCUCUUCAUCUCUUCCUGAACUAAUGGAUUCUUACAUCAGUUUUGAUCAGCCUUCUUCUGCAGCUCAUCACCAUCAUCAGCAUGAGCAAGUGCCCUGCUUCUCCAAUGCUUUCCCUCCUCAUCAAACAAACCCUAACCCUAGCAAUAACACCACCAUCUUCAACCACCAUCAUACCAACCUAAUGGGCCCACCAACUGGAUCAGCAGCAGCAGCAGCAGGAAGAUCAUUUUCCCAGCAUGACUCCGAGGUUCUCAAAGCUUUUUUGACACAACUCACCAAGAUGGAAACUCAGGAAGGAUCGCCUACCAGCUUUGAGGCUCAGGCUUCUCAGACUUACUUAUCUCAAGCGCCGUUUCCCAAUUAUUUAUGGAACAGUCGCUAAUUAUGUAUUUCUACCUACUCCUUCUUGCUGUGCCUUUCCAGAGUAAUUGUUAAUCCUCCCUCCUCCAUUUCAACCCAAUAUAAUAGGCGUGUGUGAGGGCAUGGAGGGGAAGAAGAAAAUUUACACACAUCCACAUGUUCCUCAGUAUGUUUAAUUUUCAGAUGUCGAGUGAUAUGUCCCGCUAUAACUAGUAAUUAAUGGGAUGACUGGUGGUUCAUAGACAUAAAUAUCUGUACGUAGAGUUCAUUGUGCUUACAGUCGAUGAAUUUGAUUUUCCACAUAUUCCAAGUGCCAUUUCGAUGAAAUGGUAUAAUAGUAUAGCUGCUUGCUGAAUUCAUUUGCCCUA
Messenger RNA from Neltuma alba, 1362 nucleotides. Its product is annotated as NAC domain-containing protein 21/22-like. Gene Ontology annotation, biological process: regulation of DNA-templated transcription. The coding region runs from base 90 to 1016 and encodes 308 amino acids. The record is from RefSeq and is a predicted model, not a curated record. NCBI's taxonomy places the organism in Eukaryota, Viridiplantae, Streptophyta, Magnoliopsida, Fabales, Fabaceae. The transcript is spliced from 3 exons. Gene Ontology annotation, molecular function: DNA binding.